This is a messenger RNA of Eupeodes corollae, 2558 nucleotides long. Its product is annotated as stromal membrane-associated protein 1. Gene Ontology annotation, molecular function: GTPase activator activity; metal ion binding. The record is from RefSeq and is a predicted model, not a curated record. Bases 272 to 1849 code for a protein of 525 amino acids. The transcript has 2 exons. Lineage: Eukaryota; Metazoa; Arthropoda; Insecta; Diptera; Syrphidae.
ACACUUCUCAUCUCAAGGAAAAUUGACAAUGGCCGUCAACUUGUGUAAAUGGUAAUUUAGGGAUUUAGAAAUUGUUCGUUUUAAUUAUUUUAAUUAGAAAAAAAGUUAUAAAACAUAAAAAUUCCAAUUGUGAACAAGUUAUUGGACGUUGCCAUUGCUUGCAAUUGCAGAAUUUAUCAAGUUUAAAGUUUAAACAAUUGUCAUUUAGAAUUUAGUCUAAAGAUUAGAAAGGAGAAAAGAAAACACAUUCUACCAGGAAAAAGCCGAAAAAAUGAGUUCCAACAACAGCAGCACCAGCAGAAAGGAAACCGAAAGAACCAAAUUGAUUCAGGAGAAGUGUCAAACGCUCCUGACUCAGAUGCUUCGGGAUGAGGACAAUAAAUAUUGCGUGGAUUGCGAUGCAAAAGGUCCUCGUUGGGCAUCAUGGAAUCUAGGAGUUUUUCUAUGCAUUCGUUGUGCAGGAAUUCAUCGUAAUCUGGGUGUGCAUAUAUCACGUGUUAAGUCUGUUAAUCUCGAUACUUGGACACCGGAACAAGUGAUAUCUCUACAACAAAUGGGCAAUUCGCGUGCUCGUGCCGUCUACGAGGCCCAAUUGCCUGACGGAUUUCGUCGUCCCCAAACGGAUAACGCCCUCGAGAGUUUCAUUCGUGCCAAAUACGAGCACAAGAAGUACUUAGCCCGCGAAUGGGUACCACCGUCUCCACCAAAAGUUGAUUGGGCAAAGGAAAUCGACGAGGAACUUGAGCGACAAAAACGUAAGAAGAAAGCAGCACAAGCUGGUUCUGCAUUGGGCAUCGGAAUUGUUGGUGGGGGAAGUGAUAAAAAGACGACAUUGUCGUCUGCACAGAAAACACCUCUUCCCGCUCCCUUGCCAAAACCCAAGCCCUCAAAUAGUCCAAAGUCAAAUCGAAUAAGCGAAUCUUCUACAAACUCGAACCACAACAGCUCAUUGACUGGUGCGGGGACUUCCGAUCUCUUGGGUUUAGCAUCACCCACUAAACCAAUUUCCGGACUCGUUAACUUAAAUAAUGACUCACAUAACGAUACGUUUAGCGGUUUUCUAAGUGCUGCCCCAGUGGCUGCCUCAAACACACAUAAUUCCUCUAUGAGUGGAAACAUAGAUUCAGGUGCUGGAGUGGGAUCAAAUUCGCUUGCUAAAGAAGAGGAGGAUUUCUUUAGUCAAACAACUUCGCUUGGCAUUAGUGGUGAGAAGGACAAGGCCGGUAAGUUGACAAAGGACAGUAUAUUAGCCCUUUACGGGGCUGCACCCUCAACAAAUCCACAAUCAAAUCUGGGCGGUGGUCAGUUCAACAGCAAUCCUCUGGGUAGUGCAUUCAAUGGAAACUUGGCGCAAAACAAACCAUUUCCAGCGUUACUUGUCAACCCGAACGCAAAUACAGGUGGCAUGGGAAUGCCUCCAGGUCUGAUGGGUCCAUCCCAAGCACAGUUUAUGACACCACCGAAUUCAGCCAGUAUGUAUAAUGCGCCUGUGAUGACCGCUCCAGCAGCAUUCACUUCACCAGCAGGCGGAGGUAUGUCCUACCAUCCACAGAUGAUGGGAGUUCAAACGACUGGCUUUGCUCAGUUCCCACCAAUGCAGGCAACAUACCCUGCCGCAGGCGGAGCCCCCGGUAUGUACGCCGCUUUUGGCUCAGCUCCAAGUGGAGGAGGUGCUGGUGGCAUUAUGGCCACAGGGCAGGGCCUUAUGCAAAUGCAAAAUCCCGCACUUAAUCAGGGAUUAAUGGGCAUGCAAAUGAACGGACCAAUGGUGCAGCCUACGGCAACGGCAGCUACCUCAAACCUGAGUCAACAAUUUGGUAAUCUUAAUAUUGGUAAUGUUUGGCAAUAAAAGCCCUUAUCCCCUUAUGAGUCCUUCAUUUCUCAGAAUAUAAAGCAUUAUGCCCCUUAAAAAAAAUAUCUCUUCUUCUGUGUAAAUUGUGAUGUUUUAUAAUUGAAACAAGGUCUGUGUUCGAUGUACAAUGGGCUCUAAACGUAUUUUUUAGGCAUAUUUUCCAAAAACAAAAAUUACAAUAUUCAAACUUCCAAAAAAUGAAACUUAUCUCAUCCUGUUUUGAUUUUAUUAUUAUUUGCAGUAUUGUUAAAAUAAAUUAAAUUAAAAGUCGUCGAUGUAAAGUAAGGUGUGCUUAGUAAUAAAACUUUCAGAGCUAACCGCCACAUAUCUCCCAAAAUAAAAAACAAAACAAAAACAAUAAAUAAAAAUGUCCCACUGUUAAAAUCGAUACAAAAAUAUUACAGAUAUCUUUUUGCUCAUUAAUUUCUUUAAAAGAAUUUAUAUUAAAUAAAAUAAUAGAUCUACUUAAACAAAAUAACACUUAAAACAAAAGUUGUAACGAUAACGAAUAUGUGGACGUAAAUAUUGAUGAAAACGUAUUUUGGACGGAGCAAAUUCAAAUUUAAACAAAAAAUAUGAAAAAAUAAAAGUAUAAUGAUGAAAGCAUAAAAUUAUGUAUUAGUUAUAAAUAAAUAUAUAUAAAAAUAUAAAAUAAUAAAUAAGAAUAUAAUUUCAAUUUGAAAUAAACACGUGUAAAGUAAGAAUA